Phycomyces blakesleeanus NRRL 1555(-) is the source of this 174-nucleotide messenger RNA. RefSeq lists its product as hypothetical. The record is from RefSeq and is a predicted model, not a curated record. The coding region runs from base 1 to 174 and encodes 57 amino acids. The transcript has 3 exons. Lineage: Eukaryota; Fungi; Mucoromycota; Mucoromycetes; Mucorales; Phycomycetaceae.
AUGUCUAAAUACCCUUACUGGAAAGAUAUUCACCUGUCUAUAAUUACAAAUCAGUUAGCAGAUUCAAAGAGUUUCUUGGCGCUUGUGCUUUCAAGUCUCUUGGUAUUCAAGUAUCCAGAAUCAUCGGUUCCAAAGGCAUCCAUGACAAUGCAUUUAUCUCUUGCGUUUAGUUAG